CUCUUUCCAUGGAUGGCUACGAAGCAUUGAGAUUGGCCAGCUGUGAAGUUAUCAUAUGCCCAAAAUUGGUGUUAAAACUGACGUUACAAUAGCUGUUCUUUCGAAUUCUUAUAUUACAACUCUUUUCCUUCCCAUCCUUUGCGUUGGCCGCCUCAAUUUCACCAUUUCCCUGGUCGUCUUUUGUCGUCCAUGCUUACAUCCUCCCAUCCUCGCACCGCCGCCGGCGUACUCUUCGAGAAUGGCGGCCCGUUGUUUAAAGCCGUUCCACCUCCUGGAAAUAAGCAUCAUCUCAGCCCAAGACUUGAAACCCGUGUCCAAGAAGAUGAGGACUUACGCCACCGCCUGGGUCCACCCCAAGCGGAAGCUCGCCACCGCCGUCGACGCCCACGGCGGCAAUAACCCCUCCUGGAACGACAAGUUCGUCUUCCGGGUCGACGACGACUUCCUCCGCCGCGACUCCACCGCCGUGACGGUCGAGAUCUACGCCGUCCACUGGCUCCGCGACACCCUAGUGGGUUCCCUCCGCCUCCUUGUCGGUAACUUUUUUAACUCCGGCGUUCGGUUCGCCGCCCUCCAGGUACGCCGCCGGUCCGGGCGGCCCCAGGGCAUUCUCAACGUUGGCGUGGUGGUUCUCGACGGCUCCAUGCGAAGCAUGCCUUUAAGCAGCCAACUCGGCGCUAAUUCAGGUAACGAUCAGACGAAUCCAAAGCCGAUAUUGAGCCGAUCGCGAAGCGAACGGAAGGUGGCUCAUGGUAAAGAGAAUGCCAAAGCUGAUCGGAAGAAUGAAAAACAGAAGGUUGAAGAGAAGAACAAUAAUGGGUCGAAGCUGAAUGCGUUUGAUUUUAGAGGUCCGAAAGGAUCGUCCAUGGUGAACGGGAAGUACAUUUAUGGGCGUCAAAAGAAAGCUCAAUGUUUCUUGACAGACUCCGAUGUGGGUCCAUCGCCUUCGGAGGUGGCGGCGGCAAUCGCGAAGGAGAGGGAGAUGCGUCCGUUGGAUGACAAGGAGAGCUCGGCGUUGGGCGGGUGGAGCUUGGAUGGGACAGUGGAAGGGCUGCGAUCGAGGCUCGAGAGGUGGCGGAUGGAGCUCCCGCCGCAGCACAAUCGGGGAGGGUUCGGCGGUCGUGGUAGUAGUGGCCGGUCGUCGAGCCACCAUCACGUCCGGCAAGGCGCCGCCAUGAACGGUGGUCGAGUGGGGUUGUUCUCAUGUUUCGGCAAGAUUUGCUGCUUUGAGUGCGAAUGUGUUUGUGGGAAGCCGUCCCCAACUCAAGGAAGGAGCCUUAGACUUAGUAGCGACCAUCGAACUUCAAGAAAAGUCAACUAAUGCCCAACAACCAACCCUUUCUUCAUAUUUUGAUAUUAUAAUUAUAUUAUUAUUUUUAAAUUUAAUUGUUCAUGAAAUACU
Diospyros lotus (date-plum) is the source of this 1402-nucleotide messenger RNA. RefSeq lists its product as uncharacterized. Gene Ontology annotation, biological process: defense response. NCBI's taxonomy places the organism in Eukaryota, Viridiplantae, Streptophyta, Magnoliopsida, Ericales, Ebenaceae. The record is from RefSeq and is a predicted model, not a curated record. Bases 56 to 1321 code for a protein of 421 amino acids. The transcript has a single exon.